AUGGCACAGGGCGGAACGCAGCCUGCCCCCGUGGCGUCUUCAGCGGAACCCUCCAGCCGCUCGCCAGUGAUCAUCAUCGGGGCAGGCAUCAGCGGCUUGUUGCUGGCUCAGCAUUUACGCCAGCAGGGCAUACCCUUCCGCAUUUUUGAGCGGGAUACGGACCUGAACACCCGCGGAGUUGGCUGGGGGUUGACGCUGAACUGGUCUCUGCCGAUGCUGAGAUCUCUGAUCAGCCCUGAUCUAUUGUCGAGACUCCCUGAGACCUACGUCGAUCGCGAGGGCAUCGCCGCUGGCAUUGCCCCGAGAUUCCCAUUUUACGAUCUUAGCACUGGUGAACUGAAAGCUACGACACCACCUCUUCCAGAGACAGUGCGAGUACGGGUGACACGAGAAAGGUUGAGAAAGUGGCUAGCAACUGAUAUCGAUGUUGAGUGGGGCAAGUCUUUCAACACUUUUGUCGAAGAGAACCGUUAUAUUGCCAAAGCCACAGACACCCAACCAGAAGGUAGUUCAAGAUCUGUUACAGUAACUUUUGAUGAUGGCUCGGCAUGUGUUGGAAGCUUGCUUGUCGCAUGCGACGGUAGCAAUUCACGCGUUCGGCGGGCCUUGUUUCCAGAGCUAGCAAUGACAAACUUGUACCGAAUCCCCAUUGCCAUCAUGGGCGUUAAGAUGCAGCUCUCCACGCAACAGAUCGCUGGUAUGCGAGAGUUAGACGCCUAUUUCUUACAAGGUACUUCGUCUAAGGACGAUUCAUUUGUCUACAUGAGCGUAUUGGAUGCUCCUGGCAAUAGCCCAGAAAACCCACCUGAUUCAUACAAUCUUCAAAUUUGCCUUUCUUGGCCUUAUAGGGACGGAUACUUGGGACGGGAGAAAAAGCUUUGCGUUCCAGACACUCAAGAAGACCGACGAAAAUUGUUCUUAGAGUUUGCGUCGACUUACGCAGAGCCAUUUCGAUCCGUCAUGGGGGCGAUAACAGAAGAUACAGAAAUCAAAAGUGUUGAUCUGUCUGACUGGCCGCCACCAAAAGGUCUGAAUACCACUGGAAAUGUCGUUUUGAUGGGCGAUUCGUUGCACCAAAUGGCCAUGUAUCGAGGUGAGGGGGCGAAUCAUGCUAUUGCUGAUGUUGUUGACUUUGCGAACCAAGUUGUUCCACUGCUUGGGGCAACCAAUGGAAGGUCCAUGACCAGUCACAACACCAAGGCAGAGGAGUCGCCGAACAAUACUUUGCCUUCAUGUUGUCCCCAGAGCGCAACAACACCGUUGGAUCAGGAUCGUCUGCGCAUCGCUCUGAGCCAAUAUGAAAAUACAGUUAUCGACAGGGCUCGGCCAGGGGUGCUGGCAUCUCGUCGCGCUUGCCUGGAUGCCCAUGAGUGGGCUCGAAUUGGCCCCGAGAGCCCACUGCUAACUAAACGCCAGAUGAACAUUAUUUAUGAUGAGCUAGCUGAUAGAAUCGUGGGUUAG
Messenger RNA from Pochonia chlamydosporia 170, 1461 nucleotides. RefSeq names its product FAD binding domain-containing protein. The coding region runs from base 1 to 1461 and encodes 486 amino acids. The transcript is spliced from 4 exons. The record is from RefSeq and is a predicted model, not a curated record. NCBI's taxonomy places the organism in Eukaryota, Fungi, Ascomycota, Sordariomycetes, Hypocreales, Clavicipitaceae. Gene Ontology annotation, molecular function: FAD binding.